Messenger RNA from Fonsecaea erecta, 459 nucleotides. RefSeq lists its product as hypothetical. The transcript has 2 exons. Bases 1 to 459 code for a protein of 152 amino acids. NCBI's taxonomy places the organism in Eukaryota, Fungi, Ascomycota, Eurotiomycetes, Chaetothyriales, Herpotrichiellaceae. The record is from RefSeq and is a predicted model, not a curated record.
AUGGCCGCCACAGUAGCGCGUUCUCACAAGCUAGAGUAUGAUCUGGAAUGGUGGUGCAACCCCUCCGACAACGGACUGGACUACUUUGAACAUGAUGUCGUGGUCAUACGAGAUGAACAACUGGCAUGGUCUUCUGAAUUGCAUCGCAGACGCGCGCGAGAAGAUGCUGUUAGUCAAGGGGACAGUGAAGAGGAGAGGACAAUGAGUCCUUCGACUUGCCGGUCGUUUCACGAGGAGCAGACUCGCCUCACCUUCGGAAUCAUGGAGAAGACGAACGAAACGGCGACCUUGACGCCAGUCCUGGACGAGAAGAAAUUAGCGAUGCAGACGGUCCGAUGCCCAGGUAGCACCAAGAUACCCACGAAGUAUGGGCAUACUGAGCCAGACAAAUGGCUUCAUCUCCUCUGUGGCAAACUUCCCAACUUUCUGGACAUUCCAAAUUCCAAGGUUUGCUGGUAA